CCCAGGCGAGCAAAAAAUAAGGAGUGACGCCCGACAUGACUAGUCUAAAGUGUCCGUAGUACCCGUCUGGACUAGUCUAAAAUGUCUGCACUGCCGUUUGGACUAGUCUGAAAUGAUUUGCAGCAAGUCAGGACUAGUCGUCUUCACGAGGGACGUCUUGCAUCUAAAAUAGACUAGUCCAAAACAUGCUCUAAUCUUGUCAUGGCUAGUCCGUUUUGUAUGUGCAUACUGUCCAGACGCGUCAACUUGAAGGCAAAAACUAGAAGAAACGGAGGCGAUAGGUGGAUUCGAACAUUCAAGCCGACAAUAUUGGAUACCUGACUAGUCUGAACUGUUUUCAAUGAGUAACGCGGACUAGUAUGAAGAGUCAUCUAUAUUGGUCAUGACUAGUCGUUUUCGAGAAAGUAAUGCUAAUUCUGGUCCAGGCUAGUCUAUCCUUCCAAACAGUCUUUAUUGCUUGGACUUAAUCAUUCGGACAAUUCGUUUUGACUAGUUUGUAUUGGGACUAGAACGAUGUAUCUAAUGAGAGUUGGCUAUUUAUGUCCUUUUAAAUUUUUAAAUUGUAAUAACAAUCAAGAAUAAUUUUAUUCGAAAAAUUAAUUUUAAUGCAUUGAUAUACGGAUAUUAUUUUAUUUCAAUAUAAAACCUAAUGAUUUGAAUUUAAAAAUGGAUUUAAACGGUGGAAUCAUAGUUCAUUUUCAAAUUUAAAUAGGAAAUAUUUUAAAUUAAGAUAAACAUAAACCAUUAGAUGAAAAGCAAGAUCUUUUUUUGAAAUGUAUAUUAUUAUUUUGAUUUUGAUUUGAAUUUUAAUUGUUUUUUCCAAUAGAAAAUAACUUUUUCUAUAUGUCGAUAAUCAAAAAAAAAUUCUGUUGAAGGAAAUUAAAAAAAUUCUGAAUUAAUUUUGCUUAGCUUUAUUUAACUAAUUUUCGAUUUUAUUACAAGUAGUUUCUAUAAAUAUUAAAACUUGAGAAAACGCUGAGUCAAACUGUAGUAAUUAGUGUCUUCAGAUGUGUAUUGACAUGUAAAAGUUGAUCACUAGAUCAUAUGGCUCAAUCGGGUAGACGACGAGUAAGUAACACAAGGUAUGCAUGUACGAAUCUAACUUUCUGCACAUAUUUCUAUCAUUUAGACUAGUCCGAACUAGACCGCUACAUAAGACUGAAACCUAACAGAUGUCGCGUCACAGGCGCUCUGCCUUUUUUAAUUUAAAAUCUAUUUUCGGACGGGAUGCCCAGACGGAGUUAAAGAUUCCAACCCAUUUUGGACUAGUCAUGUAGUAGGACUUUUUGAGAAAAAGACUAGACAUGACGCAUAGUCACGACUAGAAAAAUGACUAGUCUUUUUACCCGUCCUUUGCUCGCCUGGGAAUGUUAAUCUCAGUUAGAGACCUGUGGAGUCAAGUUUUUUGACUCCGAAAAACUCCGAAAUUUUUUAUUGAAAAAGAGUGAUCUCUGUAUAUUUUAUGCUUGAAUUGGAACACGUACGAAUCGAUAAAAACUAACGAAUAAAUGAAAAUUGAACAAUUAUUGUACAGAUUAAUUUUGGAAAUCGUUUUUAUUUGUACGUAGAAAGGAAAUAAAUAUGACUGUGAAGUUUUUGAGAAAAAAAGACCUUGAAAAACUAAUACAUGAAAAUGAUGAAUCUGUGAAGCUCGCUUAAAAGAAAAAACCACAAAUCCCAGCCAAUUGUGGGGACAUUUUCAUCUGAUGAAGAUGAUAUUAGUACAUCGAAUGAUAUUGAAAUACUUUUCGAUUGAUGUUAUUGUGGUUCCAACUAAAUGAUCUUUUGACUGUUAUAACCAAAAGGUAAUCUAUUUCUUUGUUUGUUGUAUCAGAAGCAUUUAUCACUUCGACUCCGAUAUGACUCCGAAAAGUUCAGUUUUGUUGACUCCAACGGAGUUCCUCGCAGGGCUCUAAUCUCCGUCCUUUUAGAUUUUCAGUGAGAAACCCUGAAAGCUGGACGUCUUUUGAUAGAAAUAUACUAAUUAAAGUUUUAAUUUUGGAGUUUAUUAACUAAUUAAACCAGGGGGUAAUAUAUAAUGGAAUAGUAAAACUAAAAUAGUAGAGGCUAUUUGACGAGACAGUGUUUUAUUGAAUAUUCUAUAGUAUGGCUUCUUUUAGUGAAUAAAUAGUCUCAAAAUACCUGCAGUGAAAAAGGCAGUCGACUUAGAUCUCAAAAAAUCAGAAGUGAAAUUUACACCAGGUUCUCUUAAGGAUGUAGUAGUAAUAAUAUAACUAACUAAUAAAGCAGCCGCAACACCACGAUUACAUAAGAGUUGUUUCGCAUCUACUUUCUUUAUACAGCGAUAUCAUCAGUGAAGUCUUCGUACAUCUUUUCUAAUAGGUAGAAGUUUUGGGAGUAGCAAAACUUAAAAAAGUAUUUAAUGAAUACUUCAAGAAUGUACUUCUCCAUAUAAUUCCUCAUUCUCCAUCAACAAUGUAGACAAAAAAAACUUUCAUGUUCAAAAUCAUCUGCUGUUUGUAUGGAGCAAAACUUCUUCGAUCUUAAUUUUGUAUUUGUGCAAAUUACACAUUUACGUGAGGUCAAACAGAAUUUUCUGUUUUUUAUUUCUUUAGAUCAAACGCACCAACUGCUCAGAUAUCAUCCAAAAGGGAACAUUAUGCAUGCCAGUAUCCUAGUUGUCAUAAUCGAUGUGAUGGUAACUGUGUUGGUACUGGUAAUGGUGGUUGUUAUGGUCGUCGUCUUCGUUAUAGUAUUAGUUAUUAUCCUACUGAUGAUAGUCGUUAUUAUUUUAGUGAUGUUAAAUGCGAGAAAUGUGGUCGUGCUGGUGCUAAUUAUAAUGAUUAUUAUACUACUACUGCUCGAUGUAGAGAAUGCAAUCAUGUUUAUUGUAGUGACUGCUGCCUUAAGUAA
Rotaria sordida is the source of this 2874-nucleotide messenger RNA. The record is from the annotation of a GenBank genome assembly. NCBI's taxonomy places the organism in Eukaryota, Metazoa, Rotifera, Eurotatoria, Philodinida, Philodinidae.